CAGAGAAGCGAGCUGCUUCCCCAUUACCUUUGCCACAUGCCUCUUGGAAGGGGUCAUCGCUCUGACAUAACUGAAGGACCCUUUGUUCAAACACUCAGCAAGUUUUAAUUGAGCACCCACCCUGCCCCAUGCCAGGCUCCACGCCCACUUGCCCACGUUCUUUGGUGUCCUAGCAACCAGAACCUCUCAUCCGAGCUCCGGCCAGGACAGAGGUCAUUUUCUCCCUGACUGCCAUGACCUGCAGCCUCCCUAGGCCUCUGAGGACCUGUCCGCACAGCUUGUGGGUUCUGUGAAGGCUUGUCCCCAAGGACUCCCAGAACGCCAGCCCAGCCGGCCCUCCCUGCAGGAUGAGCUUCUCGCUCACGUUCUCCGAGCUGGUCAACAUCGCCAUCCCGCAGUGCGGGGUUGUGAACUUCAAGGCGCUGCACCUCCUGCUCCAGGGCAUCUUGGAGCACAUCCACAUGGGUGAGCUCAAGAAAGUCCUCUCAGGAGAUGAAGACUUUCUCCAAACCUCGCCUACUGUGUUCAUGCCCCGGGAAGCAGACGCCCAGCCCAUCCUCAACCCCAUGAAGAGGCUCAGCGAUAUCUUUGACCAUGUUGUGAGCCGCAUAGACAAGAUGGAGAGCCAGCUGGCCACGCUGCAGGACCUGCCUACCACUUCCCAGCUGCUGGAGGGCAGCCAGGGCACAGGCCAGCCUGCUCAGGAUCUAUGGCACCUGAUAAAGCUCCGGAAGAUGGUAGAGGGUAAUGAAGAAGCCACAGCAAAGUCCAUGAAGACUCUGCAGGAUUUGCUUACUGACAUUUAUGCCCUCAAGAUCACCGCUGAAACUCUCAGAAAGGAUGUGGACAAACUGAAGGAAAUAUUUGACAAGAUGAACCCAGAAAGAGUAAAUGAUUUGGCUGAAGAUCUGAAAGGACAGAACAGGAAGGUGACUGCGCUGCAGCGGGAUGUGGUUUCUCUCCAGAGCAAAAUCCUCACCAUCCCCAAAGCCGAGGACAUGGUACUCUGGAGCGGCCUCCAUGAGGCCAUGUUCACCCCCGGGACUUCUGCAAGGGGACCUAGUCUAUCACAGUUUGAGGAUUCGGAGCUGUGGAAGUUUGCAGAGCGGCAUCCAGACACUGAGCAGCCCCAGACCCCUAGCAUCUCCCUGGAAGCUGCUGGUCAUGUCCAGAUCUCAGAGGCCAUCCUGCAGCCCAGGUUACUGGAGACCGUCUGGCAUUAUGAGGUCCCAGAGCAGCUGGAGGAGGAGGAAUCUGCCCAAGCUAUUCUACUCGGGGCCGAGGGGCCAGGGCAGCCUCAGGGGCUGGAGCCCGGGUCUGUGCCCACGCGGGGGCCGCGGCCUGAGUCUGUUCCUGCACUGGGGCCUGUGCUGGGGCCCAGCCUGACACCUGGGUUCACUCUACCACCUUGGCCUGCCCUUGGAACUGGACCUGUCCCUGGGUCUGGGCCUGUCCCUGCUCCUCGGCCUGCCCCCGGGCCUGCACCUGCCCCAGAGCUUCAGCCUAUACCACCAAGAAGCUGGCCUCCUCCCAGAAGCUUGUCCAGGGGUAGCGCUUGGCCCUUCGGGGGCUUAGGCUCCUUGCAGCCUGGCCCGGGUGCAUCAGGCCCCCUGCCUGCAAAGUCCCAGGUCUUCAGAGCUCCACCACCUGCCACGGAGUUUGGCUCAGCGUGGCCCCGUUCACUGUGGCCACAGUCUGGCCAGGCAGAGAUGAACCUGCUCCCAGCCGUCUUAGAAAAUGAGGAAGAAUUUUUAUCUCAUGAUAUGCCAGUCCCUUGGGACAGGGCCCCCAGGGCUGAGGCCCCCAACGGAGCACCUGCUAAAACUCCCUGGACUGCCCUCCAGCGGUUGAAGACCACUGCUGGCAUGGCAGCUGCCGCUGCCACUGCCUAUGCAGCCACUGCCACCUCAGCAGCCCGGAAAGCCGAGGCUGUUGCCAAGGCCAUCAUAGAUGCCCCGGCCACCAAGUUGGCCACUGUAGCAACGGCCGCGGCUGCCUCGGGGCCCUUAGGGGUCUUGGCAGACAUCCUGGGUGCAGGCUCUUCCCGUGGAGCCUUCUCUUUCAGUGAGGAUACAGAGAUAGAAGACUUGCAGGUGUUCGAAGAUGACCUCUCUUCCCUGUAUGUUGCUGCUGGCCUCCCUCCCGAAAGCACCCUGUCCCAGGCCAUGCUGGCCGCCCAAAAGGCCUUGACCCCUGAAGACAAGAAGACGGCCGUCAGGUACUCCAUGGGCCACAUAGCCCAGAUGCCCCUGAGACACGACUCCCUCAAAGAAGAGUUUGCCCAGCUGUCGUCCAACCUCCAACAGCGCCUGACUUAUCUAGCUAAUUUGGGAGCUUCUUCCAAGCUUGGGACGACAGUGGACACACUACAGGAAAAGAUUGGGAGCCUCCAGAGAUCCAGAAUGAAGGAAGAGGAACUCGAGAGAAUUUGGGGCCACCAAAUAGAGAUAAUAAAGGAUCACCACCUCGUGCUGGACAGGGCAGUGGAAAAGCUCCAGAUUCGCCUAGAUGACUUAAAGAUUGUCCAUGCUCAAAUUAAAAACCUCGAAAUGCACAAGGUGGACAAAAGUGAGCUGGAGCAGGAGUUGAAAGAGAAAGCUGACAGGAGCACCCUGGCAAGCAAGGCAAGCCGGGCUGACCUGGAGACGGUGGCAACAGAGCUGAACGAGAUGAUUCAGGGCAUGCUCUUCAGGGUUGUGACCCACGAGGAUGACUGGAAGAAGGCUCUGGAGCAGCUGAGCAAGGAUGUGAGCACCAAGCUUGUCCACAGUGAUUUGGACCAUCUGAAGAAGGAUGUGGAUGAGAUCUGGAAAAUAGUCGGGAAGCUCCUGAUCGAAGGCCUCAGAUUCGACCCCGAUAGUGCCGCCGGCUUUAGGAAGAAACUGUUUGAGCAGGUGAAGUGCAUCUCCUGCGACCGGCAGGUGGAGCUGAUGACUGGCCCGCAGCUCAUCACCAUCCGCAAAAGCCACCUGCUGUCGCGGCUGCGGCCAGCCAGCGCCAACACCUAUGAGUACCUGCAGUGGCAACAGCUGAGGGAACAGCGGCGGCUACAGCAUCUCCAGGACCUUGGAGACCAGGACAGGAGUCUGGAUCCACUGAGGUCCCAGCAGGACUGGGGUGACGGCCCCGGCAAAGAUACCAACCUCAAGUUCAACUCAUAUGACCUGUCAACACUCUACCCCUAUGGGGACCCCGAGGUGUUGGACUAUGACACCGCCGAGGUGGACAUUCUGGGAGUGGAUGGGAUCCUGUACAAGGGCCGAAUGAGCAGCCAGGAUGGGCCACGGCCUCUGACCAGUGUUGAGAAGGAGCUGGCAGCUGUGAAGGUUCCGCACCCCCCAGCUCGGAACCCCUACGAGCGGGAACGCUCCAGUAGCUUAUAUACCACCAUCUACCCGCCCCUGCACCCCCACAGCAGCGUGCGCUCGGCUGCCCCGGGCCCCCCGCCUACGAUGCCAGCUCGGCCUCCGUCGCUGCCGCCCCUGCCACUGCUCCCACCACUGACGCCCUCCCUGCGGGCCGCCCAGCAGGCUCCAGGGCCCGCCCGGCACCCUCGGCCCCGAGCCAGCACGCAGCCCUCCGAGGAGCCCACCAGUCUGACUGCGUCUAAAUGAGGCCAAGCUAUUCCUGGGGCCGACCUAGACCCUGCACCCACCCCCAUGUCACACACAGAUGACUAUUUUUGGCAACUUCUCCCCAGAAUAAAAUCUUUCA
Messenger RNA from Canis lupus familiaris (dog), 3714 nucleotides. It is a transcript of the gene C6H16orf96, whose product is annotated as chromosome 6 C16orf96 homolog. Lineage: Eukaryota; Metazoa; Chordata; Mammalia; Carnivora; Canidae. Bases 348 to 3614 code for a protein of 1088 amino acids. The transcript has 17 exons. The record is from RefSeq and is a predicted model, not a curated record.